GGCAGGGAGGCAGCAUGCUAAACCGGGUGCGCUCGGCCGUGGCGCACCUGGUGAGCUCUGGGGGCGCCCCGCCUCCACGCCCCAAGUCGCCGGACCUGCCCAACUCGACCUCGGCGCCACCCGCCGCCCCUCCACAAGCUCCCAGAAGCCCUCCGGCUAGGGCUGGGAGCGGGAGUGCGGCGCCCGCGAGGACAGUAGAGGCUCGAGCAAGCUUCUCCCGACCGACCUUUCUGCAGCUGAGCCCUGGGGGCCUGCGACGCGCCGAUGACCACGCUGGCCGGGCUGUGCAAAGCCCCCCGGACACCUGCCGUCGCCUGCCUUGGAGCACGGGCUACGCCGAGGUCAUCAACGCUGGCAAGAGCCGGCACAAUGAGGACCAGGCUUGCUGUGAAGUGGUGUAUGUGGAAGGUCGGAGGGGUGUUUCAGGGGCACCUAGGGAGCCUAGCCGAGGCCAGGGACUCUGCUUCUACUACUGGGGCCUGUUUGAUGGGCAUGCAGGGGGCAGAGCUGCUGAAAUGGCCUCCAGGCUCCUGCAUCGCCACAUUCGGGAGCAGCUAAGGGACCUGGUGGAGAUACUCCAGGACCCCUCGCCACCUCCCCUCUGCCUCCCGUCCACCCCGGGGGCUCCAGGUUCCUCUGAUUCCUCUCACUUGGUUAGUCCUCAGUCCUGCUGGUCUUCGCAGAAGGAAGUGACUCAUGAGAGCCUGGUAGUGGGUGCCAUUGAGAAUGCCUUCCAGCUCAUGGAUGAGCAGAUGGCCCGGGAGCGGCGUGGCCACCAAGUGGAGGGGGGCUGCUGUGCACUGGUUGUGGUCUACUUGCUAGGCAAGGUGUACGUAGCCAAUGCAGGUGACAGCAGAGCCAUCAUUGUCCGGAAUGGAGAAAUCAUUCCAAUGUCGCGGGAGUUCACCCCGGAGACUGAGCGCCAGCGUCUUCAGACGCUUGGCUUCCUGAAACCAGAGCUGCUGGGUGGUGAAUUCACCCACCUUGAGUUCCCCCGCAGAGUUCAGCCUAAGGAGCUGGGGCAGAGGAUGCUGUACCGGGACCAGAACAUGACUGGCUGGGCCUACAAAAAGAUCGAGCUGGAGGAUCUCAGGUUUCCUCUGAUCUGUGGGGAGGGCAAAAAGGCUCGAAUGAUGGCCACCAUUGGGGUGACCCGGGGCUUGGGAGACCACAACCUCAGGGUCUGCAGUUCUACCCUGCCCAUCAAGCCCUUCCUCUCCUCUUUCCCUGAGGUGAGCCACAUGGGAGCCUCCUUAGCCUUCCCUGCUCUGGGGGUCUCAGGCCAGCUUUCUCCCAAGGUCGCGUUAUCCCCAAGCUCCCUCUGCACCCUCUCUCCCCACCAGGUACGAGUGUAUGACCUGACGCAGUAUGAGCACUGCCCAGAUGACGUGCUAGUCCUGGGAACAGAUGGGCUGUGGGAUGUCACCAGUGACUGUGAGGUAGCUGCCACUGUGGACAGGGUGCUGUCAGCCUAUGAGCCCAACGACCCCAGCAGGUACACAGCUCUGGCCCAAGCUCUGGUCCUGGGGGCCCGGGGCACCCCCCGGGACCGUGGUUGGCGUCUCCCCAACAACAAGCUGGGUUCUGGGGAUGACAUCUCGGUCUUCGUCAUCCCCCUGGGAGGGCCAGGCAGCUACUCCUGAGGGGCUCAGCCCCGAACCUCCCACCACCAUCCCAGCCUCUCCAUGCUUACCCCUCUCCCAACCCAAAUUCUGAAGUUGUCUCCUUGACCUUCUUUAGUGGCAAUUUAACUGAAGAAGGGGUGCCAGUU
Molecule: messenger RNA, 1771 nt
Organism: Eubalaena glacialis (North Atlantic right whale)
Lineage: Eukaryota; Metazoa; Chordata; Mammalia; Artiodactyla; Balaenidae
Gene: PPM1J
Product: protein phosphatase, Mg2+/Mn2+ dependent 1J
Exons: 9
Coding region: 15-1643 (542 amino acids)
Biological process (GO): protein dephosphorylation
Molecular function (GO): protein serine/threonine phosphatase activity
Source: RefSeq, a predicted model, not a curated record